Messenger RNA from Bombus impatiens (common eastern bumble bee), 1606 nucleotides. RefSeq names its product actin-related protein 2/3 complex subunit 1A-A (gene Arpc1). Gene Ontology annotation, molecular function: actin filament binding. The coding region runs from base 387 to 1493 and encodes 368 amino acids. NCBI's taxonomy places the organism in Eukaryota, Metazoa, Arthropoda, Insecta, Hymenoptera, Apidae. The transcript is spliced from 6 exons. Gene Ontology annotation, cellular component: Arp2/3 protein complex; actin cytoskeleton. The record is from RefSeq and is a predicted model, not a curated record. Gene Ontology annotation, biological process: Arp2/3 complex-mediated actin nucleation.
AAAGAGGAAGGAAAGGAAAGGAAAAGAAAAAAGAAGGAAAAGCGUGUUUCGUUUGAAGCCUCUUAGUAAGCAUAAGUAAUCUCGUCCGUCAGUCAAGGAGUAAAAGACUUCUGAACAAGGCCGUUUAUUAGACCGGUUAGACGUUGGAAUUUGGAAUAACUAUGAUUAGUAAAAUAAAGAGAGAAGAGUAAGGUGAAGACUGAAGUAGAGUGGAGACUUUCGAGAUUUGUGUGUUUGAUGUGCAUCCCUCUGGUGGCGAGUAUUGGAGGGCCGUCAUAACAUUAAUACAUACGUGACCGCACCCGUUUUAUGUGGUUAUGUGUGGUGAUUCAUAGAUAUCGUAUGUAAAAUUUAUUGAAUUCCUCAGGUAAAAAAUAUAAUACAAAAUGACAGAAGUUCAUAACUUAGGUGUUGACGCUAUCAGCUGUCAUGCUUGGAAUAAAGACAAAAAAGAAGUGGCCAUUUGUCCAAAUAACAAUGAGAUCCAAGUUUACAAACGCACGUCGAGUGGUUGGAAAUUGUUACAGAAUCUACAGGAACAUGAUAUGCAUGUUAUGGGUAUUGAUUGGGCACCAAAUACCAAUCGAAUAGUAACAUGCUCCGCAGAUAAGAAUGCAUACGUUUGGACACAGGAAGGGGAUGGAAAGUGGAAUCCUGCAUGGGUACUUUUAAGAAUAAAUCGUGCAGCAACAUGUGUAAAGUGGUCACCAUUAGAAAAUAAAUUUGCUGUUGGAUCUGGAGGUAGAGUAAUAGCUGUUUGUUAUUUUGUUUCUGAAAACAAUUGGUGGCAGUGUAAGCAUAUAAAACGCCCAUUAAGGUCUACUGUAACUACAGUCGAUUGGCACCCAGAUAAUAAAGUUUUGGUUGCUGGAUCCACUGAUUAUAAAGUUCGUGUAUUUAGUGCAUUUAUUAGUGACAUGGAAGAUGCACCUGGUAAUGGUCCAUGGGGUCACAGUAAUACUUUAGGAACAUUACUUGCCGAAUUCCAGAAUACUCCCAAUGGAGGAGGUUGGAUACACUCUGUUGCAUUUAGUCCUUGUGGCAAUAAAAUUUGUUGGGUAGCACACAAUUCAUCAAUUUGCAUUGCAGAUGCUACUAAAGGAAAUGCUGUUAUACGAUUGUAUACAGAGCAUUUGCCAUUUUUAUGUUGUGUUUGGAUGGGGUCCAAUUCCAUUAUCGCUGUGGGUCAUAGUUGUAUGCCUAUGCUGUAUUCUAUAGACGAUAAUGGUCAACUAUAUUUUGUAUCAAAAUUAGACAAUACACAGAAAAAGGAGGCUGCUGGUUUGUCCGCUAUGCGUAAAUUUCAAUCGUUAGAUCGCCAAGCGAGAACCGACACGAACGAUAAUGCCUUAGACAGUAUACAUCAAAAUACUAUCAACUGUGUGCGCAAAGUAUCAGAUAAUGAAUUUAGUACGAGCGGUUUAGAUGGUCAAUUGGUAGUUUGGGAUCUCAAGCUUCUGGAGAAUUCUAUUGCUGGUCUCAAGAUAGCAUAAGUAAAAUCUUUUUUUAUAUCAAAGAAAGACGGAAGAUGUUACAUCAAUUGAAAAGAUGUAUAAAUGUUAAAUCUGAAACGAAACGAAAGAAAAUAUACAAUUUCUCAUUAAUA